AUGACAUCCACCGACUCAUCCAUAUCCGUCUCCGUACGCGUCAGACCACUGACAAACAAGGAAAGCGGCUUAAUCGAGCCUCUGUCCACCAACGCAUUCUCCUCAGACGCGUCCCUCUCUUACACUCCCCAAAAACACCCAGUUCGCUCUUCUAGGCGUAUCAUCGAUGUUUUGGACGAUAGAGUACUCAUCUUUGAUCCCCCUGACAACGACCCCACUCGGUCUUUUCAGAAUAUGGGUUUUACUCGGCCUGGAAUGAAACGCUACAAAGACCAGCGAUACGCGUUUGAUCGCGUCUUUUCUGAGCCCACCACCCAACAACACGUCUUCCACGACUCCACUCUCCCUCUCAUCGACGGCGUCCUCGAUGGCUACAACGCUACCGUCUUUGCUUACGGCGCUACUGGCUGUGGAAAGACCCACACCAUCUCCGGCACUCCAAACGAUCCAGGCAUCAUCAUUCGCACCAUGAACGAGCUUUUUACGCGCAUCCACCACCUUGAAUCCACGCACAACGUUCAAAUCAGCCUCAGUUACCUCGAGAUUUACAACGAAAUGAUACGCGAUUUGCUCGCUCCACCUGACUCAAAAGCACCGCGUUCUGGUCUGGCAUUGCAGGAGAGCGCUGGUCAUAAAAUUAGCGUAGCUGGUCUAUCCGAACACCACCCAGAUUCCCCUGAACAAGUCCUUCUCAUGAUCCUUGACGGUAACAAAAAACGCACUAUGAGCCCUACGAUGGCAAACGCAACCUCUUCACGCUCCCACGCUGUUCUCCAAAUCAACGUUAAGAAGAGACAGGUGGGGCAUGACAGCGAGCAGUGUGCGACGCUCUCCAUCAUCGAUUUGGCGGGUAGUGAGAGAGCAUCAGCGACGCAAAAUAGCGGUAAACGUAUGACUGAGGGGGCUAACAUUAACAAGAGUCUACUAGCUUUAGGUAAUUGCAUCAACGCUCUCUGUGAGGGUGUCAAAGGACAUAUACCCUACCGCAAUUCCAAGUUGACGCGCUUGUUGAAAUUCAGUCUGGGUGGUAAUUGCCGUACUGUCAUGAUCGUCUGUGUCUCUCCCUUCUCGCAGCACUACGAAGACACGCAGAACACACUCAAGUAUGCCAAUCGCGCCAAGAAUAUCAAGACAAAAGUGUCCAAGAACAUCAUCAACGUCGAUCGACAUGUGCGUGAGUAUGUGCAGAUGAUAGCCGAGCUGCGCGAGCAAAAUGGGAAGCUACAGGGAGUGAUAGACAGUCGAAGCGACGAGCUGAGUGUAGCUGAUCAGCGCAAAAGGCAGUACAACUAUGAGGAGAUGGUGCGAGUGAAGAGCGACAUAACUGAAAAACUCCAAGCGACACUUCCCUCCAUAACGAAAGGGGCGGCAUGGGAAGCCUUAUUGCUUACAUCGACAAUGCGCGCCCAGCCUCUCGAAAUGCGUCUGGGGGUGCUGAACGCCGAACCCUCUGCACACAUCCACGAAAUAGCCCUCCUAUCAAGCAUGCUCCGUCCACUAGCUAAAGUUUUGGCACCGCAUAGCGCCGCUCGAGGGCAUAUUUCUAGCGCACAGAAAAAUAUGGCCGUUCUCGAAGCUACCCUCCGCGCUAUAGAGGAGAAGCGGUAUGAUGGAAUGGAUGAGCACACUACAAUGCAGAUCCGACAAGCCGCUCAAGGUUGUCGCGACAAGGUGCAACUCGAGUCGGAGAAAGCCCGUGUAGAUAUCCUUAAAAACGCCCUUGGUGUCCUAUCGACAGGGCUGAGUGGGACGACGAAGACGAUCGCCCACCUCGCCCAGAUCGGCAACAAGUUGAUAGAAGAUGUCAACAAGAAGCAGGUUGACUACAGUACGCAUGUGGCUUAUGCCAAAUCCUUACAGGGUGAAUUCGAGGAGAGUAACGCGUUGCUGAGUAGUAUCAACUCCAACGAUGAACUACCACCACCUAUCGCUGCCGUAACGUCGCCUAUUCGCGGCUCGUACAGACAGGAUAUGCUCUCGGCUAACUCCCCCUUCAACCCUCCACCUCCCCUCACCGUUAACCUUAAGAGCCUUUCCCCGUCUAGCAUCCCCCAGCCGGGACUGGUGGAGCCUGAAUCACUCGGUCAGGGCACGCAUGGCACGCAUGGUUUGCGUCAUGUCCGCAACGCUAUGGGAAGUCUCAGUGUUGGCAGUCCUAAACGAGUUCAUAGGCGGCUGUCAAAUUACGACGGUGGCGUGCAACCAGCGCAUAACGCUCAUUUCAAACCUCCACCUCCCCUUUCUUUCAGCGCUGCAGCAAGCGUUGCAGCCCACCCUACGCAACCAACACAACCAACUCAAACCACUCACAACAUUCUUCCCCUCCCGAAGAAAAGCUUCCGGUGGAAAGACGAGGCGGGUGAGGGGGAGCUGUACGAGUCGCGGCGUCGCCAGAGUCUCGGGCGAAGCAUUAAGCCGAAGACGACCGUCAUUGGCGGUGGCAGUGGUGGCGAAAUGGAGACGGACGACAACAAGAGUGACGGCGGCUGGGAGGAUGAUGAGCUUGAGCAUGUAACUCACAGUGUAAAUGAGAAUGAGAUCGACGGGGUGUUUGGCGGUGGUGGGGGUGUUGUACCCAUGAUUCAAGAUGAGCCAGUGAGCGUGCCAGUGGCUCCAAUUCAACAUCAACCUCACUCUCACUCUCAAACGCAAUCUCAAAAUGCUACCGCUGCCGCUCACGCUUCUUCUCAACGCGGCCCUGUGCGACUAGAACAGCAGUCACAGCAGUCCUCACAAAAACCACCGCGCCGGAUGAGCAGUAGCAUGCGCCCACUCACCUCCAAGCCGCCGCUCGCGAAAAAGACGACGCUAAGUAAUCUCGGCGAAGACGAGGAGGCGAGUUUCAGCGGCAGCAAUAGCAAUAGCAAUAGCAAGGCACAGAUGAGCAAUGGGUCGCCGAUGCGAUUGUCGUCGCCCGCGAAACGUGUUGCGCUCCUCGAUCUGAAUGGCACUGGGAGCAAUGGAGGUAAUGGGAGUAGCAGCAGCAGCAGCAACACCAGCAACAGCAAUAGCAGCAACACCACAACGAGCAGCACGGGCAGUCCAGGUAAACGCGCAGGUUUCGCAGCCCCCACUGCCAGCUCCGCCAGACGGCUAUCCAAACUCCCCGAGCCGGGUAUGAGUGGGAGUGGGAGUGGGAAUAUGAGUAUGAGUAUGAAUGGAGGUGCAAACACGAGCAGCACGAAUGCAGCCACUAGCGCUGGUACACCACGCACACGCAGAUUACGCCGGGGUAGCAACAUCGGUCCUAUGCGAAGAGGUAGAGCGAGUCUGCUAGGGUCUGAGAGUGCUUAUAACCACAGUCACCAUAUCGGGCAGAACGGGCAUGCUCACAGUCAGCCUUCGCACGAGCAACCCAAAUCGAAAUCACAAUCACACUCUCAGCCGCACAGCCACACCGUCACCAACUCAUCCGCACAGUCCGGACCCGUGCGAUUCAAUCCAGGCAACAGCCUCAACAGCCGUAAUGCACUCAAGAGCCCCCGUAAAGGCGGGAGACGGUCGCUGAUGCCGUCGCGGCGAGGCAGCGUGGGUGUUGGUGCCGGUGUGGGUAACAAUACCAACAGUACCCCCGCCUCACAUGGGUUUGGCGAUUUUAGCUUCACUGGCUCAGCUGCUAAGCCCGGUUGGAAGUGA
This is a messenger RNA of Wallemia ichthyophaga EXF-994, 3636 nucleotides long. Its product is annotated as Kinesin-like protein 6. Bases 1 to 3636 code for a protein of 1211 amino acids. NCBI's taxonomy places the organism in Eukaryota, Fungi, Basidiomycota, Wallemiomycetes, Wallemiales, Wallemiaceae. The transcript has 3 exons. Gene Ontology annotation, biological process: microtubule-based movement. Gene Ontology annotation, molecular function: ATP binding; microtubule binding; microtubule motor activity. The record is from RefSeq and is a predicted model, not a curated record.